GAGACAAAGAAGUCCGACUCGGGUGGGUACUUCUUUGUAUCCCAGCUCCACCAUGUGUAUGUAGGCCUCCUCGUCUACACCCUGCUGAUGACGGGCAUGUUUCUGUCCCGGGCAUCUAACUACAUCCCUGCGGGCAUCAGCAUCGUGGCGCUGAUCUACGCCGUGGUGUCCUACAGAGCCUUUAUGAAUGACUUCGAGUGGGAGAGUUUGCCUUGGGAGGAGAUCGCACCCGACGCUGAGGGGAAUGACUACGUGCCAGAGGACUCCGGAGAGACCUAUGUGCAACCAGAACUCGCAAAGGAUUUGGCUGAAGUUCUCAGUGGAGGACGGGCCGAGUAA
This is a messenger RNA of Symbiodinium pilosum, 339 nucleotides long. The record is from the annotation of a GenBank genome assembly. NCBI's taxonomy places the organism in Eukaryota, Dinophyceae, Suessiales, Symbiodiniaceae.